Paraglomus occultum is the source of this 618-nucleotide messenger RNA. Lineage: Eukaryota; Fungi; Glomeromycota; Glomeromycetes; Paraglomerales; Paraglomeraceae. The record is from the annotation of a GenBank genome assembly.
AUGGUAAUAAAACGCAAACGCCCAUCCAACUCCCAAACUACUCCGUCAUCGACAAAUCAAUCGACGGAUGGAAAUGACGACGUUCUGAAAUCAGACAAACGGGGACGACGAAAGAAGAAUGAUGGCGAAUACGAGAGUGGGAGCAAGAGUACAAGAGGAAGCGGCAAUGGAAAUACAAAACGAAAAAGUGAUUCAAUCAAAUUGAAAUUUAAGGUGUACAAACCUGAAGAACACGAAUACAUUGACUCGCCAGACUAUGCCGGGGAGGAAGACGAGUCUGUAAUAUCCGAGUCGUUAGAUCCAGCAGAUCCAAGUGAUCCUGACUAUUACCGAACACGGAAAGGACAAAGUCAAUCUCGAGAAGCAAGUCAUACAACCUCUGCCAAAAACAACCCAACUUCUAAGAAAUGGAAACCAAGGCGUUGGCAAGUGAGAAAAGUCGAACUACCAACCACAGGUGGCGGCUUUGUCGUCCCAUUGUGGUGUAUGGGAGGUCAGUUCGGGAGUAAAGUUGGAACCCGUAACGAUGACGUUGAUUAUUUCGCGAUUAAAGCAAGUAUUCGGUGUAGAUUACGAUUCUCUUCCGGAAUUCGAAAACUAGUACUUUCGACCAAGUGA